Trachymyrmex cornetzi is the source of this 738-nucleotide messenger RNA. RefSeq lists its product as uncharacterized. NCBI's taxonomy places the organism in Eukaryota, Metazoa, Arthropoda, Insecta, Hymenoptera, Formicidae. The transcript has a single exon. The record is from RefSeq and is a predicted model, not a curated record. Bases 1 to 738 code for a protein of 245 amino acids.
AUGUCAGUAAUAUUAUCAUCAGAGAUUCGGCAACCAGGCACGCAAAUGUACGCCACCCUGCAGCAAGCAGACAAAAGCUCUACCGGGAAACGAAUAGGACGCCAUCAGCUGGAACCACCAACGACGGUCUCGAGGUAUGUAUCUCCUCGACUCCAUGUUACCGACAAAAUCACAGGUCUAAUCUUUCUUAUCGACACAGGCGCAGACAUCUCUCUUACCAACAGCAGGGAACAGAGGAGCAGUCUUACCGACACCACUUGUCCUAUACGCAGUCAACGGCUCGCAAGUCAAAACCUACGGACAAAAGCUACUUACGUUAGAUCUGGGAGUAGACCAAUCCCUUGGCAUUUCACUAUAGCCGACGUCUCUCGCCCUGUCAUAGAAGCAGAUCUACUAAAACAUUACGGUCUGAUAGUAGACAUUCAAGGCGAAUGCCUUAUUGACAAUAUUACGCGGUUAAAUAUUCCAGGUUUUAAACGACGAAUCAGCUAUGUCGUCGCCAACAUCUUGGAUUCCACAUCAGCAUAUCAUCACAUUUUGGCAAGUUAUCCAGGAAUCACCACGGAACCACGGUUACCCAUCAAGAGGUCACACGGAAUCGUCCACCACAUCCAGACGAGAGAACCUCCUAUAGCCAGCCGACCACGACGAUUGCCUCCGGAUAAAUUGAAAACCGCGAAAGCAGAGUUUGCACAUCUAAUGCAACUAGGGGUCUGUCGACCAUCAAAUAACCCAUAG